Messenger RNA from Brachypodium distachyon (stiff brome), 1276 nucleotides. RefSeq names its product transcription termination factor MTEF1, chloroplastic. Gene Ontology annotation, biological process: regulation of DNA-templated transcription. The record is from RefSeq and is a predicted model, not a curated record. The transcript has a single exon. Gene Ontology annotation, molecular function: double-stranded DNA binding. Lineage: Eukaryota; Viridiplantae; Streptophyta; Magnoliopsida; Poales; Poaceae. Bases 133 to 1071 code for a protein of 312 amino acids.
CCACCCACCCCUUAUCCCCUUCCUCGUCACCAUCCGCCAAAUCCAUCUCCCUCUGGUCUAGUGUUCACCACGCUCUCCCAAGUUUCCAGCUGCUCUGAGUCUGAGGCUCAUUCCCAAGAAGAGGGCUCGGCCAUGGAGGAGCUCCUUCUGCGCCACGCCAGCCACGGCCGCCUCUCGAGGCCAGCGGCGCCCCGCCGCCUCCGCGUCGUGGCCGUCGCGCUAAGAGCCAGGCCGAGCAGCCUCGCCGUCCCGGGCUUCCCGCCCCCAACGGCGCCAGCGCCGGCCCCGGCCCUGAUGGAGCACGUGCUGCCGUCGCCGCCCGUGGCCUCGGACGCCGCGGCGGUCCUGCUCGAGGCCGGCGUGCCGCAAGACGACCUCCGGCGCGCGGCGGGUAUGUGCCCGGAGCUCAUGUCCGUGCCCGUGGAGACCAUCCGGGCGGCGCUGCGGUUCCUGACCGAGGAGGCCGGGGUGCCCGCCGAUGAGCUCCCCCGCGUGCUGCGGCGGCGCCCGCGCCUGCUCGUGUCCCCGGUAUCCGCCAGGCUCCGGCCCACGCUCUACUUCCUCCGCGCGCUCGGCGUUCCGGACCUCCACCGCCGCGCCGACCUGCUCUCCUUCUCCGUGGAGGGCAAGCUGCUCCCGCGGAUCGAGUUCCUGGAGGAGUCGCUGGGCCUCCCUUCCCGCGCCGCGCGCUCCAUGGCCCGGCGAUUCCCGGCGCUCUUCUGCUACGGCAUCGACGGCAACAUGCGGCCCAAGGCGGAGUACCUCCUGGGCGCCAUGGGCCGGGGCGCCGACGAGCUCUUCGACUUCCCGGAGUACUUCUCCUACGCGCUCGCCACGCGCAUCGCGCCGCGCCACGAGGCGUGCGCCGCGCGCGGCGUCAGGAUGCCGCUGCCGGCCAUGCUCCGGCCCGGGGACACCAAGUUCGAGGCUUGCCUCUCGGGCUGCGUCGGGUCCACGCCACCGAGGCGACGGUCCCCGUUGUGGCACGCCUACUGGGUGGACGGCGCCGGCGCCGGCGUGGGCGAGGUGGUCGAGAGGGCCAGGCGUGACGACGCGAGCGAUGCGUCGUAACCAUAUGUGCAUUAGUAGUGCCUAGGGGAUGACGAUCUUGGCUCGCUGUGUAAGCUGUGCAUAAACUACAUGUACGAUCUGUAAGUAAGAUACCGUCUGGUUGGAUUGUCUUGUUAAUCAAUCAAUCAUCAAGGGAAGGUCUUAUAGUUCAUACCCCAUUGAUCACACUCUCGAGUCAAUCGUAGCUCAUACCCCAUUGAUCAUA